AUGGUGACCAGAAUGGGGAUGCCUCCGGUUCCCAACCGUGAGGACAUCAAUGCGACAUGGAAGUACCUCGAGGAUGGCAUCACCCGAAUCAUGACCGAUCUCGAGCAGGGCAUGGACAUGCAAAUGUACAUGGGAGUGUAUACCGCCGUCCAUAACUUCUGCACUUCACAAAAAGCCGUUGGCCUCAGCGGCCCCAGCAUGACCACUAGUCAUCGUGGCGCCCAUCUGCUAGGUGAAGAUCUCUACAACCAUCUAAUUCAGUAUUUACAGAAACACCUGGCGGCCCUCGUUCAGUCGUCCAAAUCGCAUACAGACGAAGCCCUGCUGGCCUACUACAUAAGAGAGUGGAACCGAUAUACCGUCGCUGCGAAAUAUAUUCACCACUUGUUCCAGUAUCUUAAUAGGCACUGGGUCAAACGCGAGAUUGACGAAGGCAAGAAGAACAUAUACGAUGUGUACACCCUGCAUCUUGUUCAAUGGCGAAAGGUGCUCUUUGAGCAGGUAUCCGAAAAGGUCAUGGAUGCCGUUCUCAAACUGGUGGAGAAGCAGAGAAGUGGUGAGACAAUUGAAUACGGCCAGAUAAAACAGGUCGUCGAUUCAUUUGUCUCUCUCGGACUGGACGAGGCCGAUCCUUCCAAGUCCACGCUCGACGUCUACCGCUUCCAUUUCGAACGCCCCUUUUUGGCUGCUACCAAGGAAUUCUACCAAGCCGAAUCCAAGCAGUUCGUUGCUGAGAACAGCGUCGUCGAGUAUAUGAAGAAAGCAGAAAUGCGAUUGGCCGAAGAAGAGGAGCGUGUCAACAUGUAUUUGCACGGGGACAUAGCCAUCCCCUUGAAGAAAUGCUGUAACCAGGCACUCAUCGCUGAUCACUCGGCACUCCUCCGGGAAGAAUUUCAGGUGCUCCUGGACAAUGAUCGGGAAGAAGAUAUGGCGAGGAUGUAUAGUUUGCUAUCUCGCAUUCCCGAUGGGUUGGAUCCACUACGCACCAGAUUUGAGACUCAUGUCCGAAAGGCAGGCCUGGCCGCUGUUCAAAAAGUGCAGUCGUCUGAAGGGGACAAGUUGGAACCUAAGGUCUACGUCGAUGCCCUCCUCGAGAUUCACACUCAGUACCAAGGCUUGGUCAAGCGAGCCUUCAACGAUGAACCUGAGUUUACACGGUCUCUAGAUAAUGCCUGCCGUGAAUUCGUCAACCGCAACGAGGUGUGCAAGUCCGGCUCCAACAAAUCGCCCGAAUUGCUGGCCAAGUACACAGAUGUUCUCUUGCGCAAGAGCACCACAAGCAUCGAAGAGGCCGAUCUGGAGCGCACGCUGUCUCAGAUUAUGACCGUCUUCAAGUACAUUGAGGAUAAGGAUGUCUUCCAAAAAUUCUAUUCCCGUAUGCUGGCCAGGAGACUGGUGCACAGCAACUCUUCUUCCGAUGAUGCCGAGACAAGCAUGAUUUCCAAGUUGAAAGAGGCUUGUGGCUUUGAAUACACCAACAAGCUUCAGCGUAUGUUCCAAGAUAUGCAAAUUUCCAAGGAUCUGAACAAGGAGUUCAAAGAGCAUCUAGAGAGCUACGACAAUCCAAAGGCUGUAGACUCAACCUUUUCCAUCUUGGGAACCGGCUUCUGGCCAUUGACGCCCCCGAGCACUCACUUUACUCCGCCCGCGGAAAUUAACGGGGAAAUUGAGAAAUUCGUUCGAUUCUACAAGCACAAGCAUGAUGGCCGCAAGCUAACCUGGCUGUGGCAUCUUUGCAAGGGUGAAGUCAAAGCCGGCUACUGCAAGAACAGCAAGACGCCCUAUACUUUCCAGGUCUCAAUCUAUCAAAUGUCGAUCCUCCUCUUGUUCAACGAAAAGGAUACAAAUACAUAUGAAGAGAUUAUUGCCAUUACCGCGCUGAGCUCGGAGGUGCUCGAUCAGGCACUAGCUGUUAUUCUCAAGGCCAAGGUGCUACUGAUGGAGGGCGGCGAUAAGCCUGGGCCUGGCAAGGCAUUCCGUCUCAACUAUGAUUUCAAGAGCAAAAAGAUACGAGUAAAUCUCAACCUUGGUGGUGUCAAGGAGGCGAAGCAGGAAGAGGUCGAGACGAACAAGACUAUCGAAGAAGACCGCAAAUUAGUCUUGCAGUCUGCGAUUGUCCGUAUCAUGAAGGCUCGAAAGAAGAUGAAGCACACGCAAUUAGUGAGCGAGACCAUCAACCAGAUCCGUUCCCGCUUCGUCCCCAAGGUUGGUGAUAUCAAGAAGUGCAUAGAAAUUCUCCUGGACAAGGAGUAUCUGGAGCGUCUGGACGACGAUGAAUUGGGCUACUUAGCAUAA
Molecule: messenger RNA, 2295 nt
Organism: Trichoderma gamsii
Lineage: Eukaryota; Fungi; Ascomycota; Sordariomycetes; Hypocreales; Hypocreaceae
Product: Cullin 1
Exons: 5
Coding region: 1-2295 (764 amino acids)
Biological process (GO): protein ubiquitination; SCF-dependent proteasomal ubiquitin-dependent protein catabolic process
Cellular component (GO): SCF ubiquitin ligase complex
Molecular function (GO): ubiquitin protein ligase binding
Source: RefSeq, a predicted model, not a curated record